CGAGGCUCAAUAAAGCAGCAGCAGAAAUUAAUAAAACAAAAAAAAAAAAGCCAAAGCAAUGCCACAGCUGCUAAAACUAAAAUCGAAUAUUAGAAAUUAGCAAAAGCAAUAGCUAGCUGUUAAAUAGUUAAUUAAUAAUAAAUAAGUUGUUAAAUCUAGUUUCGAGUUGCAGUGCAGAAAACCAAACGAAACUUUUUCGCACAAAACUUUUUUGUCACCAAAAAUCGAUAAUAGAUUCAAAUUGUGUAAAAUUUAAACGAGCUGCAAAAAAAAAUUGGAAAGACAUAAAAAAGCGCAUUACGCACGAGCUUUAAAUCUGGUUAUAUAACAAACACACACAGAGCAAAGGCGAAUCGAUAGGACAGGCCAAGAUGAAGCGCAACUAAUUGGCCAAGCACGCGAGGCAUUAGCAUAAGCGAGAGUAAAAGAGAGAGAGCGAGCGAGCGAGAGAGGGAAAGAUAGUGUGACAACAUUCUGGCCGAGAUUAACCUAGAGUAAAGCGCAGCUACAGUCAUGGGCAAGAAGAAAGUGCCCAGCGAGGAGCUAAUUGUGCCACCACAGGAUAAUCGCAUCUGUGGCACAAUUUGCAUAUGCCAAAUGACGCUCGUCCUUAGCUCCGUAGCGUUGGUCUAUCUCACUGUGGCCAUCUAUAUGCCAUCGACGCGUGCCUUCAAGAGCGGCAUCGAUCCAACUCCUGUCAUGUGCACCACCACUCGCGCCGUCAACAAGGACAGCUGCGAGUGGGGCAGCUGUGGCGAGUGGUGUCUGAGCAAAACAUCUGGCGCCUGUAUACAGAUCUAUGUGAACUUGCGCAGCAACGGCACGAAUCUUACGUUUCAGAACUGCACGAAUUCAGCGAAUAAAACGUGCUACGGCAUCGAUCAGGACCGAGCGGACAAGGCGCGCUGCAUCAACGAUGAGUGCAAGAAUCUAACUGGCACCUUUAACUGCACCGCCGGGCAGUGCUUGAACAUAACGGACGCCUUUGAGUGUGUGUUCCACAAUAGCGACGCUCCAGUCAAGUGCUCCGGGCGACGUGGCAAGAUCAAUUGCAUGGACAUCAGUGGUUUGUUCUCUUGCAGUCGCGGCACCUGCCGCAAGAUACGCACGCCUUACAAUUGCGAUAGACGCUGCGUGGAUAUACCCACUCGGAACAAGAAUGUGGUGGUGCUCAGUGGCGAUAAGGUUUAUCUAUCGCAGUGCCAGAAUGCCAUCAAUGCGGAGACUUUGGAGGAAGUGUGGAACGAGUCGAGCGAUAAUGUGGCCAUGACAUCGUGUUACUUCAUCAAGAACACCUCGGAUCGAGUGGAUGCUGUGGAUUGCAUCAAUGGAUCGACGCUGGAGCACAAUAUGCUCACCGAUUUGACCAAUUUUACAUAUCUCAGUCAUUUGCACGUGUCGGUGGCGACGCCGGUGCCGGAGAUAGCUCCGCCCGACGUCGAUUUGACCAUAUCGAACGAAUCAAAGCUGAUGAUCAAUUUGGAGGGAUGUGUCAAUACGCUGAUGGAUGAGUGCAAGGAGUUCCUGAAGGUGUUCGGUCGGGAUGGCAGCGAUCAUAAUGCACGGGCUCGCUUCCCCUGCUUCUAUUCGCCAUCGAAGAAGGAUAUUGUUGUGGCCCGUUUCGAUCUGGAGGUCACCUAUCGCCAGUUCGUGUUCGCGUCGGUGGUGCCGUCGGUGCUGUUCGUGGUAUCCUGUUCGGUGCUGUUGCUAUGCCAGCGCACCGUCUAUGUCGGCGACGAUGCCAAGAUGCGUUUCAAGGGCUGCGUCGACACGGAAACCAUUCUAUCCAAGAACAACGUCGGCGCACCGACCAACGGCGACAUGGGUGGAGGCGGUGGCGAUGAAGUCAUGGCCCUAUGAGAUCCGUCACGCAUUCCUCUGCUCCAGGAAGACAGUCCGGUUCAUCAGACUGGCGUCUUCGCAUUGCAAUAAAUGGAGUUGGGCAUAGUAAACAAUCGAGAAACACUUUGUAAUCCUUCCAUCGAACUACUAACAGACCACACACCUGAGCGCAGCUUGCUAAAGGACACUCCUGAGCUAACAGCAAACACAAAAACGAAACGAAAAACUAUAUAAAACUAUAUCUAAAGAGAUAUCUAUAUACACCACAUGCGAGGCACGUGAACAAUUCUCGAGUUACGAACACACAGAACCGAAGAGAGGACAAUAUUAGUAUAAUUUCUAUAUUUGAAUUUGAUUUUUAAUUCUUGUUUUUUUCUUGGAUAGGCUAGAAAAGCGCGCCAUCUACUGAGAGUAAUAAGCGUUAGGCAUGGCCUGGUUGAUUGAUGCUUUAACUUUAAGUUAAGAAAGGAGAAUCUAUAGGGAAUACCUUCAAUGCACUCACGCACACACGCACCCAUACACGGACACACACACAGACACCCACACACACUCACAGAGGGAACUAGAAUCAGCCCUUAGGAGCAGGCAAAUAAAAUUCAGCAAAUGGUCAAACGGUUUGGAGGGAUGCGUGAUCAAAACUAAGAAGAUUUAUUAAACAAAACAAGAAGAAGAAGUUAACCUUAAACUAAAUUA
This is a messenger RNA of Drosophila hydei, 2535 nucleotides long. RefSeq lists its product as uncharacterized. The transcript has 2 exons. Bases 514 to 1860 code for a protein of 448 amino acids. Lineage: Eukaryota; Metazoa; Arthropoda; Insecta; Diptera; Drosophilidae. Gene Ontology annotation, biological process: regulation of sodium ion transport. The record is from RefSeq and is a predicted model, not a curated record. Gene Ontology annotation, molecular function: sodium channel regulator activity.